Molecule: messenger RNA, 4350 nt
Organism: Strigops habroptila (Kakapo)
Lineage: Eukaryota; Metazoa; Chordata; Aves; Psittaciformes; Psittacidae
Gene: PI4KB
Product: phosphatidylinositol 4-kinase beta
Exons: 12
Coding region: 234-2705 (823 amino acids)
Biological process (GO): phosphatidylinositol phosphate biosynthetic process; phosphatidylinositol-mediated signaling
Cellular component (GO): membrane; cytoplasm
Molecular function (GO): 1-phosphatidylinositol 4-kinase activity
Source: RefSeq, a predicted model, not a curated record
UCUUUCUCUUUUUGGCUUGCUCAAUUUUUUUAUCGUCAUGGUAACAGGGAAAUUCUGUGUAAUGGCUGAUAGAUGCUCACAGCUCUCUUUCAAGUCUCAGUGGAAAGGGCUCCAAGAAGGCCUUUAAAAGCCAGCGUGACCAGCUCGGCGUUGCAUGUGUUGGCUUGGGGCACCUUUCCUCUCUAGAGAAAGGCUUUUGGAAAAGCUUUGAAGUGUGCAGACCCACCACUGCUAUGGGAGACUCUGUUGUAGACCCAGCCCGAAGGACAGGCUUGGAGCCGGCACCCCAAGGGAAUGGCGGGACGUCUCUCAGCGUCAUCACGGAAGGUGUCGGGGAGCUGGCGGUCAUCGACCCUGAGGUGGCAAAGAAAGCCUGCGAAGAGGUCCUGGAGAAAGUCAAGUUGAUGCACGGCAUCUCCUCCGACAGCUCAGCGAAGCCAGCCGGUGGCAGGGGGACAGAGUGCACCCCGCGGGCCGCCAUGGACUUGGCCAAUGGAGACAUUGGGGAGGGCUGUGAAAUCAGGUGCUUGGAUGAUCCGCCUGGUACGGCCUCUAAGAUCCAGGAGGAGGAUGAGACCACGGCCAACACGGUGAAAACUGCCCGGAAGCGGCAGAAGAAUAACUCUGCCAAGCAGUCCUGGCUCCUCCGGCUCUUUGAAUCCAAACUCUUUGAUAUCUCCAUGGCCAUUUCAUACUUGUACAAUUCAAAGGAACCUGGUGUGCAGGCUUACAUUGGGAAUAGGUUGUUCUGCUUUAGGAACGAAGAAGUGGACUUCUACCUGCCACAGCUGCUGAAUAUGUACAUUCACAUGGAUGAGGAUGUGGGAGAUGCGAUCAAGCCCUACAUCGUGCACCGCUGCCGGCAGAGCAUCAACUUCUCCCUGCAGUGUGCCCUGCUGCUGGGCGCCUACUCCUCGGACAUGCACAUCUCCACUCAGCGACACUCCCGCGGGACCAAGCUGCGGAAGCUCAUCCUCUCGGACGAGUUGAAGCCAGCUUACAAAAAGAGGGAGCUGCCAUCGCUGAGCCCGGCGCCCGAUACGGGGCUGUCUCCUUCCAAAAGGACUCACCAGAGGUCCAAGUCGGACGCUACCGUUACCAUCAGCCUGAGCAGCAAUCUGAAGCGCACAGCCAGCAAUCCCAAAGUCGAGAGCGAGGAAGAGGAGCUCUCCUCGAGUACGGAAAGUCUCGAUAAGUCAGUCUGUCCCCCAGUCAGACUUGCCCCCGAGAGAGAAUUCAUCAAGUCCCUGAUCGCCAUCGGGAAGCGGCUGGCCACUUUGCCCACCAAAGAGCAGAAGACGCAGCGGCUCAUCUCGGAGCUGUCGCUGCUCAACCACAAGCUGCCGGCCCGCGCCUGGCUCCCGACAGCCGGCUUCGACCACCACGUGGUGCGGGUGCCCCACACCCAGGCCGUCGUCCUCAACUCCAAGGACAAGGCUCCCUAUUUAAUCUACGUUGAAGUACUUGAAUGUGACAAUUUCGACACAGCGAAUGUGCCCGCCCGGAUCCCGGAGAACCGCAUCCGGAGCACCCGCUCGGCCGAGAACCUGCCGGAGUGCGGGAUCACGCACGAGCAGAGGACCAGCAGCUUCACCACCGUCCCCAACUAUGACAACGACGAUGAGGCUUGGUCUGUGGACGAUAUCGUGGAGCUGCAGGUGGAGCUGCCAGAGAUUCACACCAACAGCUGUGACAACAUCUCCCAGUUCUCUGUGGACAGCAUCACCAGCCAGGAGAGCAGGGAGCCUGUGUUCAUCGCGGCUGGAGACAUCAGGCGGCGGCUCUCGGAGCAGCUGGCACAUACCCCCACCUCCUUCAGGAGGGACCCUGAGGACCCAUCCGCCGUCGCCCUGAAGGAGCCCUGGCAGGAGAAAGUCAGGAGGAUCCGGGAAGGGUCUCCCUAUGGCCACCUGCCUUCCUGGCGCCUCCUCUCCGUCAUUGUCAAGUGCGGGGAUGACCUCCGGCAGGAGCUGCUCGCGUUCCAGGUCCUCAAGCAGCUGCAGUCCAUCUGGGAGCAGGAGCGCGUCCCGCUCUGGAUCAAGCCAUACAAAAUCCUCGUCAUCUCUGCCGACAGCGGCAUGAUUGAGCCAGUCGUGAAUGCUGUGUCCAUCCACCAAAUCAAGAAGCAAUCCCUGCUCUCGCUGCUCGAUUAUUUCCUGCAAGAACAUGGCAAUUACAAUACUGAAUCCUUCCUGACAGCCCAGAGGAAUUUCGUGCAGAGCUGUGCCGGUUACUGCCUCGUGUGCUACCUCCUGCAGGUCAAGGACAGACACAACGGCAACAUCUUGCUGGAUGCAGAUGGACACAUAAUCCACAUUGAUUUUGGGUUCAUCCUUUCCAGCUCCCCCAGGAAUCUUGGCUUCGAGACAUCUGCCUUCAAACUCACCACGGAAUUUGUGGAUGUGAUGGGUGGGCUGGACGGGGACAUGUUCAAUUACUACAAGAUGCUGAUGCUGCAGGGUCUCGUCGCGGCCCGGAAGCACAUGGACAAAGUUGUGCAGAUUGUGGAGAUCAUGCAGCAAGGGUCGCAGCUCCCCUGUUUCCACGGCUCAUCCACCAUCCGCAACCUGAAGGAGCGGUUCCACAUGAACAUGACAGAGGAGCAGCUGCAGCUGCUCAUCAACCAGAUGGUGGAUGGCAGCAUGCGCUCCAUCACCACCAAGCUCUACGAUGGCUUCCAGUACCUCACCAAUGGCAUCAUGUGAUGGCCACGGGCCUCCCUCUCCCAGAACGGCUCCGCGCCACCGCGUCCAGCCCAGGCCUGAGUUUUGCCCCUGGGGAAGAGGUUUGGGUCCUCGACAGUAAAAAGGAGGCCGAGUCUCAGCAUCUUCCUGGGGCUGCUUUUGCCGAGACUCCUCAACAAAAUGAAACAAGGAAAAACCAAGCAGUCAAAGCAGGGAAAAAAAAAACCCCACUUGUGAAAAAUCAAAGCGAAACGGAUCAUGCGGUAACCAUUGCUGCUGUGCGAGCGCGGGUGUCAGCCAGCAACGGGCCUGGGGCCGUGGGGCAGCGCCAGCCCCUGCGCUGCUCCUGCCGUCAGUAUUGCACCCGCUGGUGUCCUGUGAACUCUCCCAGAGUCUCAUGCAAUGUUUAGGCCCUGGGGCGGGGGGAUGGCCUGACCCCCACCCUGCGGGGUCUGCUGUGACUUUGACUUGAGCCUUCUGCUGGUACCACGUGAAGGUGAACCCCGGCGGCCCCUUCCCUGCAUGUUCCCUGCCGUGGCCUCAGUGUUACUCGCCUCCCGCCCUCACCCCCUUUCUUUGUUUCUCAAUCCCCCUUUUCACCCCUUUCCUGCUGCCCCCGUUCGAGGGAAGCUGAACUUCCCCCUGUCCCAGCAGCGCAGGCCGGGAGCGCUGCCCUAGAGCCCCAGGGCCCGUGGGUCAAGGUUGGGUUUCCCCGAGGCUGCUGCCCCCCGCCCCGGGGCUGCCUCCUGCUCCCUUCCAGCGCUUUUUGACUCUGUUCCAGAACUUGGGACUGUGACGCUUCCUCCAUCCCCAAACCAGCUCUGGCUGCUGCGUCGUGCCCUCAAUGUCAGGCAGGGGCUGGGGGGCUGCGGCCGGGGCUGUCUCCCCUCCUGUGGCCCCCCCGGAUUGGGUUUGACUGGGCAGGAAGGUCAGUGCUGCAGCCCCAGAACAGAGCCCUGGCAGGUGCCUGGGGGGGGGGGUAAGGAGGGGGCCGCACCCCCCCUCCUGCUCCAGCCCCUUUCUGUGCUUUAAGAGCAGUGACCCCCCCCCCCGCACCCCCACGUCAGGCUCGGCCCGUGCUGCUGGUCAGAUGGUGAACCCCCUGCCUUGUCCCCCCCCCCCCAAAAGGCUGUCGCUCCCGGUGGCCCCUGGUUCGUGGGUGCUGCCCCCCCACCCCACUCCCCCCCCCCCCCCGGGCUGCCCUUGGUCCCUCGGGCUCUGUGUUUAGCACUAAUUAUUUGUCAUGUUGAUUAUUUAGCAUUAAAAAACAACAAUUCUAUUUUAAACCGCUGGCUGCCAGUGGCCAGGAACCACUUGGGGUGAGGGGGUAAUCUGGGUUCGAGGGGGGGGGAACAUCUCCAUGGACACCAUCAACCCAUGGCCACAGGCAAUCACAGCCCUCACUUGGGGGUUCCUCCCCCCCUCCCCGCCACCGUAGGGGGCUCAGAGCCGCCCUGAGGCCUCUCUCUGGGGACACAGGGAUGGAAAGGGGGGGGCAGCAGCCCCUUCGCCCCCAUUUUGGGGCAGGACCAAUACGAAUGUGCUGCGGUGGGGGCACAGGAGCCCUCCCGGGGCCACGUAAGCAACGAGACAGGGCACAGCAGGGGUUAAACCACUAAAAGUUUAAUUGCGUUAUUACUACAAGAAUAAAGGAUACCUGAGAGCC